This is a messenger RNA of Monoraphidium neglectum, 1239 nucleotides long. RefSeq lists its product as hypothetical. The transcript is spliced from 7 exons. Gene Ontology annotation, molecular function: tubulin binding. NCBI's taxonomy places the organism in Eukaryota, Viridiplantae, Chlorophyta, Chlorophyceae, Sphaeropleales, Selenastraceae. The record is from RefSeq and is a predicted model, not a curated record. The coding region runs from base 1 to 1239 and encodes 412 amino acids. Gene Ontology annotation, biological process: intraciliary transport; cilium assembly. Gene Ontology annotation, cellular component: cilium; centrosome; intraciliary transport particle B.
AUGGGUGGAACGGCUGGCCCUUUCAAAGACGGUGUGAACUGUCGCCCUACUCACCGCGCUCCUCUGCGCCUGCUCACAGCGCGCAUCGCACGACCACCGCUGCAGGUGGGCGGCGAGGCAGGCCUGCAGCGGCUGGCGGCGCAGGCCGCCGCGCUGCAGCGCAGCGUCGCGGAGGCGACCGCGCGGCUGGCGGCGGCGGAGCGGGCGCGGCAGGCGGACCGCGCCUUCCUGCAGGUGCGCCAGGCGCAGCAGAUGGCGGCGCUGUCCGCGAAGAAGCGCGGCGAGAUGGAGGCCAGGGUGGCGCGGCUCUCGCGGUCGCGCGAGGCGCUGCUGGCGGCCCUUGGGCACCACCAGGGGGGCGGCGGCGCGGGGGCAGGCGGCGGGGGCUGCGGUGGGGGCGCGGUCAGCGACGGCGAGUGGCAGGCUAAGUAUGAGGCGAUCAAGGGGAAGCUGGGGCGCUUCAAGGCCAUGAAAAAGGAGCUGGCGGCACUGGAGGCGGAGGUGGCCGUCGCGGGGCGGACCAGGGCAGUUCUGGAGGCGCAGGCCGGCGGGCCGCCAGCCGACGCGAACCAGCACCACGGGCCCUCCGCGCUCCGCGGCAGCCGGGACGGCCCCUUGAGCGCGACCCCGGCGGCAACGGCGACGGCGGCGGCGGCGGCGGCGGGUCAGGGGGUCCCGGGAGACCUGGAUUCUCUGCGGGCGGCCAUCGCGUCAAAGAAGGCUGAGCUGGCCCCAAAAGUGCAGCAGCUGCGCACAGCCAGGGAGCGGUUCCAGGACGUCGAGGCGCGCCUGUCAGCGGCGCGCGAGGCGCGCGACGCGGCAGUGGGGCCGCUGGAGGCGCGCUGCGCUGACCUGGAUUCCGAGGUGGCCUCGCUACAAAAGGAGGUGGAUGCGGCGCAGGCCGCGGCCGCCGCCGCCGACUCGGCCCUGGUGGCGCUGCAGGACGGCCUGGCCCGUGUGGCCGCAGAGCCGGGGGGCGCGGAGGCGCUGCGGGAGAGGGCGGAGCGCCAGGCGUCCCAGGCCGAGGCCGAGCUGCGCCGCCUGCGCGAGCAGCAGCGCGCCAUCGCAGCGGCCGCGGCGGGCGGCCUCGCGCAGCGCGCGGCGCUGCGGGGCGCGGCGGCGGUGCUGGAGGCCAAGAUCAGGGCCGCGGCGGCCGGGGGCGCGGGCGGGGCGGCGGCGGCGCCGCCGCCGCUGGCGCGGUCCUACAGCACUGCCACGGCCAACGUGGCGGUGUUCUGA